This is a messenger RNA of Entrophospora sp. SA101, 615 nucleotides long. The record is from the annotation of a GenBank genome assembly. Lineage: Eukaryota; Fungi; Glomeromycota; Glomeromycetes; Entrophosporales; Entrophosporaceae.
AUGAGAAAAACAAAAAAGCAAGAAAGAAUUUGUCAUUUAUGUCAUAAUACCCAAUCAACAAAGUGGAGAAGGGUAACUGAAGAUGCCUUGAUCAAAUGUAAAGAUAAUGGUAUUAGGUUAGAAGUUGGCAAGUAUCUAUGUAAUAUUUGCUAUGCACAAUAUAUUUCAAACUUUAUUUAUAAUUAUGAAGUAUUACAAAAUUCUAAUAUGACUUCUUUUAAUCUGAAAAAAAUUACUUUAGAAAUUGAUAAUAUAGAUUAUGAGAUAGAUUUUAUGAAUUCCAACAUUACUGAUGGUAACUUAAUAUUAAGGCAAGAUGCUGUUGUGCGUUCAUGUGAUGAAGCAAUGAUUUCUAGGGAUGCAUAUAGAUCACUUUCAAAAAAUUACCCAGAGUUAGAAAGUGAUGGAGCCUAUCAUUCAAUUAUACACAUAUUAAAUAUUAUAAUUCCUUUAUUAAAAUCUUCAAAAACAUUUAAUUUAUUUAAUUAUACAUUAAAAAUCAAAUUAAGUGGUGAUGGUCAUUUGGUUGGAAAAGUUCAGAGCCAAGUUAUAUUGACAUUCUGUCUACUAAAUGAAAGUGAAGAUGUCUUAAAACCAAGCCAUCAAUAUUGGUAA